Messenger RNA from Amphibalanus amphitrite, 1537 nucleotides. RefSeq lists its product as uncharacterized. Gene Ontology annotation, molecular function: structural constituent of chitin-based larval cuticle. Lineage: Eukaryota; Metazoa; Arthropoda; Thecostraca; Balanomorpha; Balanidae. The record is from RefSeq and is a predicted model, not a curated record. Bases 146 to 952 code for a protein of 268 amino acids. The transcript has 3 exons. Gene Ontology annotation, cellular component: chitin-based extracellular matrix.
UCCCGCCGUGGGAGCGGGCCACCCGUCGCGGUGGUAGGGGUGUGCACUGCCCGCGGCGGCACGCGCCACCAGCGACCACCGUAACGCCGUCACACACCGUCACACGCCGUGACGACUAUAAGAGAAGGUGUGCAACUGUAACACCAUGUCAGAUCGCCAGAGACGUGAGCCCACCAUGCAGCGAAUUGUUCUGAUCCUGUGCGUCGCAGCGGUGGCACUGGCCGCCCCCGCCGCCCAGUACCGGGGCACCAGCGCGCGGAGACGCAACCGCUACCAGAGUAUCGCCUCUCGGGGCACCACUACCCCGGCGUACAGCCCGCAGGAGGCGGUCACCACGACUGCCGCGCCGCCCGCCUCUGAGAGCACCACUCGGCAGUACGAGCAGCCCGCGCAGCCCUCCCCGACCCCCUCCUCGGACGUUAGGGGGUACCGCCAGCGGACGCAGCCGGCUCCCGCGGCGGCGGCAGCGUCCAACAGGGCCAGCCAGAGGUACAGCGGCGGCACGGCGCAGCGGUACAACAGUGCUGCAAACCAGCAGUACAGCAACGCCGCACCCCAGCAAUACAGCAGCGGCGGAACGAACCGGCAGUACAGCAGCAGCGGAACCCAGCAGUACAGCGGGAGCGGAACCCAGCAGUACAGCGGGAGCGGAGUGAAUCAGCAGCGUACCCCACCCGUACCCAUCGUGCGCUACCAGAACGCACCGACCGGGGACGGCGGCAACCAGCACGCCUACGAGACGGGGAACGGCAUCCAACGUGAGGAGGGCGUCUUCAUCAAGGAGCUGACCGUGACUGGCGAGGACGGCAAGCAGAAGACGGUCCGGGUGCCCGUCUACCGGGGCUCGUUCAAGUACCAGCAGCCGGACGGCACCUUCAUCGAGGUGCAGUACGAGGCCGACGAGACGGGCUUCCACGCCGUGGGCGACUCGAUCCCGCAGGCACUGCAGUAGACGCCUGCCGUGAACGAUCCUCCGGGGACUGCAGUGGGGGCGUGGGGUGAGGGGCGUGCAGCGGCCGCAGGAGGAGUCUGCUUCAGUGAGCUGACGGUGAGGUCGGUCCGAAGUGAGGUCAAGGUGGGAAGUGGUUGAAGAGCGGUGGUUUAUGUCGACUUGUUGAUAACGAUGGUGAGAGUGAAGUCCUGCACCCCAGACCUGUCAAACUGCCCUAAAAUUGCAGUAUGUAUAUUGAUGUUUGUAGCAACGUAAAAUGGCUGAUGAUAUAAACAUGAAUGAGAACUGGAGAGGCAAGAGACACACGGCACGCUGACAUACAGUGUAAUGGAUCUCCGGGAAAGACUGCGUCUUUCUCUGACGAUUCCUAAAGAUCUUCAUUGCUCAGAUCAGUUUGCUAUCUGCGGUAUUCUAAAGGCAAACGGUAGGCCGAAAGAUUGUUUUGAGUGUUAGUGCACCAUCGCAUUUUUAUGGUGGAUGAUCGGGCAAACCGAUCAAAGACGCAAAAUAAUGACGCUUAGUUUUGCAUGAUCUUUGUGAAAUGCAUGCCGGAUUCGUGAAAAUAUACAUGAAUUAAGCCACGUA